UUUUAUUUUUUUAAGUGAACAUUUGUACACACUAGGAGCUGUUUUGCUUGUAAAGCUCGUUAAGAAGUUGUUAAAAACAAAGAAAUAUAGUUGGCGUACAUCGGUUGGAUGGAGAAGAUGAACGGAAGUACGAACCCGUUGCUGGACAAAGAAGAACAUGUUUUGAAGCUCGGGGAAAGCUUUGAGAAAACACCAAAGUCCUCCUUUCACACCAUCAGAUAUGAUUUCAAACCGGCGUCCAUCGACACGAGCUGUGAAGGAGAGCUACACGUGGGCAAAGGAGACGAAGUCACUAUCACAUUGCCCCACAUUCCGGGCUCCACGCCGCCCAUGACGGUGUUCAAAGGGAACAAGCGACAGUACCAGAAGGACUGCGUGCUCAUCAUCAAUCACGACACGGGCAGCUUCGUCCUGGAGAAGCUCAGCAGCAGCAUCCAGGUCAAGAAAACCAGGGCGGAGGGCAGCAGUAAGAUCCAAGCACGCAUCGAGCAGCAGGCAGUGCGGAGCAACCAGCCGGGACCCCAGUUCCGGGCCCCCACCAAGCCGGGCGUCGCCGCCAAGACGUCGCCCUCCAAGGACAACCCCUCGCCCGAACCGCAGCUGGAUGACAUCAAGAGAGAGCUGCGUGCCGAAGUGGACGUGAUCGAGCAGAUGAGCAGCAGCGGAAGCAGCGGCUCAGAUAGCGCGUCGCCCAGCGCGGGCGACAGCAGCGACGACGGCGGCGCAGGGGGUGCCGGUGAGCGCGACGGCGUCCGCCCGCCGGGACCCGUCUCCACUCCGCCCCCCGGCCGCCACGCCCUCGCCAACGGGGGUGCCGAGCGGCAGCCGCCCGCCAACCACCAGCUCAUCAACACGCUCAGAAGUGAUCUUCAGCUCAGCGAGUCGGGCAGCGACAGCGACGACCACUGAUCCGGUCAGCCGCCGACGGAUGAACCGCACCCACCGACGCUGGCCUAACUGUACCUUUUUGUUGUUGUUGUUAGUUUUAUGGGUUCCCCACGCACAGGGGAAGAUGAAGAGUGUAUUUUUUUCCCAAAUGAUGUCACAUAUUUAAUUUUGUACAAGAGAAAAGACUUUAUUGAUGGAAAAUUCUAUACCAGAGUGUGAUUUAUUUUCGAUACUUUUGUUCUUUUGUUUUUGAGCUACAUCCUAGUCCUUUUAACAAAAAUAAACUUUAGAGAUGGACAAUAAGGUUUACGGUAAUGUAAUGUUUAAGGACACCAGUCCAAACAUGUUAUCCACCGUGUUUACGAAGAAAACAUUUUUUUUUUUUUUUUUAAAUUGAUAAGAUUUUUCCUACUCGAGUCACAAACCAAGUCAGAACUAUGUGAAAAAGCAAUCAAACCAUGUCAAAUACUGUCACGGAAAAUAAACUAGCAAAGUGUAAAAAAUUAUUAUUUUUUUUGUUUUUAAAAAGACCAGCCAUGAGACAAAACAGGGUUUAUUUUAAGUCAGUGACAUUAUCAAUUAGUGUUUUAAAUGGAUUUUGACAUCUAUAAAAAAUUAUAUUCAAGAAUCUUGCCCUCAGGAGACUAUUAGCUACAAAACGGUCAGUGACAUGAUAAAAUUAGCAGUUUAAAGGGAAUUUGAAGUCAUUGUCAUUAUAUAUAUAUAUAUAUAUAUACACACACACACACACACACACCUGAUUUUUAGCCUCAGGAAAGACUGUUAGCGACAAAAACAUUCAAUUUAAAACCAAUUAGUCUUUGAAAGUAAAUUUUCACAAUUUUAAAGUAAAAAUGACAUACAUGAGCUAGUCAGACAUUUGCAGCCCCAGAAGGCACAGCUGCAAAAAGGUUCAUUUGAAUCCCAGUCAGUCGCAUGAUUAAAUGAGAUCAACUGGUUGUUUAAAAAAAAAAUGAUCUGAUUGUCAUGCUGACAAGAGCAGUUGCGUUACUGCUUUUUCGGGGUCCUGUUUCUUGUUAUGAGUUGUGCGUUUGGACUCUUAUAAAGUAUUUUUGGUAUUUCUAUUUUGGUGGUGAUUUUGUAUGAAUUUGGUAUUUCUAUUUUGGUGGUGAUUUUGUAUGAAAUUGCAGCAGAGAGGAUCCCAGUGUUGCCACUUCAGCUCUGCAGCUUCUUGGUGUUGUACAUAAGUCUGUGUUCAAAUAAAAUGUGCGGAAAGAG
Messenger RNA from Phycodurus eques (leafy seadragon), 2127 nucleotides. RefSeq names its product ELL associated factor 1 (gene eaf1). The record is from RefSeq and is a predicted model, not a curated record. The transcript is spliced from 7 exons. Gene Ontology annotation, biological process: regulation of transcription elongation by RNA polymerase II; positive regulation of DNA-templated transcription. Gene Ontology annotation, molecular function: transcription elongation factor activity. Bases 109 to 909 code for a protein of 266 amino acids. Gene Ontology annotation, cellular component: super elongation complex. Lineage: Eukaryota; Metazoa; Chordata; Actinopteri; Syngnathiformes; Syngnathidae.